ACUGAAAACUACUACUACUAGUAAUAGGAUGAAAAGAGCACAGACGAAGCCAAUACAGUCAAAACCAGAGGCAAAUGGUAUCAAAUGCGAAUGCCCGCCUCAGCAACCGCCAAGGUUGGAGGUGAGUCCAACUGCACCGGCCGAAGAUUCCGGGAUCCGCGCAAACACAUCACCAUGAUCACGCUGGACCGGAGUAGGGCAAAACUCAAUUUGCAUCGAACCCAAGACAUAACACAGCUGUAUGCUUCUCCAGUCUUCGCGGCUUGAAGAGAAGCUAUCCGCUUGUAGAGCGACUCCGCGUGUUUGCCCAAACCACCAGUGGUAGAGAAUAUGGCCGGAACAAACGACGAAUGCUCUAUGUCGCGGACACGUUGCUCGUAGCGGCGCCGCUUCUCCUUCUCGUGCUUGGUGUAGCAGUGUUUUUUGUAGUCGAUCGAGUCAGCACGACGUCGACGGCAAUAGCAGCUGCGUGAGCUAGCUAUGGCCCUAGGCUAGCGCACGUACUUUAUUUUUACUUGUACUUGUAAAGUAUUCUAUAAUAAUUAUUACAACUUUGCCCCACUUACUUACGUACGUCACUGCAUGAAUGUAACGCUGCAAACAGCUAGCUUCCACCAGAAAAUAAAAUAAUUUUGUGGUCAAACUGGUCAUACAAUCAAACUAAUUACUUCAAAGCAUCUUGUCUGAGACCGUACUUAUUAUUUUGAUACGUACAACUUACUUACAAGUAGAAGACUCUGUGCUUUACCCUAAAUGACCUAAUCUCAGCGCUAGCGCUCCAGUCGUACUCAAAAGGCUGACGUCUGCACGAACUAGGCCAUAGCCUAGAGUCAUUCCAGGGCGGUAGACAAACGAUGGCAGCGGCGGGCACUGGGCCUCCAGCGGUUGCAAGCCAAACAAACGAAGGUGCAAGCGUUGUCAGAGCAGGCACAACAGCAAGAAAAGCGGCGGAGGUACCCAUCUUUCAAAAGCGGAACUGGCUUCUGUACCAGCACUAUGUGCGGCAGCAAUUCAAGGCAUGCUGGGAUCUGAUAAAGGUUAUAAAAGAAGAAACCAAGGCACAGUCCUGGUAUGCACAGUAUGUUGAAGCUAUGUUGUUCCGAUCCGAAGGCAAAGUCCAGCAAUCUCUUGAGGCUUUCCGCAAAGCAAGUCAACUGGACCCGAAGAGCGCAGAGACCAAGAAGCAGAUUGGCGUUUCACUGUUCUUGCUUGGCAGACACCAACUGGCUUUAGAUGCGUAUGCCGCGGCGGAAUCUCUCGUCAGUAGAGACUGGGAAAUCUAUCACAACAGAGCUCUCUGUCAUCUUUACCUGCAGCAGCCAGAUGAGGCAAGGGAGUUGUUCCUGAAGGCUAUACAGUAUAAUCAGGCUCUGGUGACUUUCAAGCAGCUUGGACGACUUUACGAGGAUCAGAAAGAUACAGCAAAGGCCACUGAAACUUAUGAACGUGGUCUUCAGCUAUAUCCAAACAACCCAGAGAUACUGACAAGACUUGGUAUGAUCUAUCUAGAGGAAGGACAGCAUACCUUAGCGUUUGACAUGCUUGGUACAGCGGUGAUGUUUGGUGGCAAAGGAGCAACGUCGGCCAUGUUGGCUUGCGGCAGCAUCAUGCAUGCAAUGGGUGAUGUGGAGCCGGCAAUGAACAAGUAUUCACGGAUUGGAGAAGUUGCGCCUGAGUCGCCACAGCUAUGGAACAACGUGGGAUUAUGCUUCUUCAAUCAAGAAAAGUGGCCGUUGUCAAUAGGUUGUCUAACACGAGCAAACUACCUGGCACCGAUGGACUGGAAGAUUGCCUACAACCUAGGACUUGUACAUCUGACUAUGCAGCAUGACACCACUGCAUUCCACUGUCUGAAAUCAGCCGUACGCCUGAACAGCAGCUCGUCAGAGACACUCAUGUUGCUAGCAAUUUGCAUGGUACGGCUGAAUGAGUUUUCCAAUGCUGAGAUAUGCUAUGAGAAAUGCACCACAACAUCGACCAACUAUCUGGCAUUCUUGAACUAUGCCACUUUCCUAGCACGGCAAAGGAGAAAAGAAGACUCCGAAAAGCAGUUGAACUCUUUCUACGAGUGUUGCGAGAAGCUUGGUCAGCAAAGGUGCAUGCUGACAGAAUCGAGUCUGAAUGCUUGUCAAACUCUUGCAAAACUACUUGGUGUCAGCAAGACUGCACCACAAUUUCGUGUGAAGAGAAGAGAUAAGAAGGCAGCAGCAGCAGCAAGUACAGAGGAUCGUUCUCGUCGCACAAGCGGACAGCCAGUGUGAGCGGACAGCCACUAAAUGCUGGAAGCUGCAGUGCCAUACCACACAAGAUGACCCUUGCAGUCUUACAAUAGUGUGUGCUAAAUGGAAAUGAGUAUUGAGAACUAAGCUACUUUCCUACCUACCUAAAGAUGUACUGUGUAUCUAUGUUACUUUAACAGCUGUUUUUGAAAUGCCAUAGUAUGAAUCAAAUGUGCAGGUAUGUAUGUGUAUUGAAUAAUAAUAUGCAUAUCACCCAUCAUAGAUACUAGAAAAGAACAAAUUUGUACCUAUAAUUUGUAAAUGUUAUUGACAACAAAUGCAGCUCUGCCUGCAAGCCAUAACUCACUGAGAGCUAUUCUUCUAUUCCUCUGCAUCCUGUAGCUCAACUUCCUUCAUAUAGCGUACUUUCAACUGCUGCAGAUAAGUCUGCAGACUUUCUGGA
This is a messenger RNA of Sycon ciliatum, 2682 nucleotides long. RefSeq names its product Bardet-Biedl syndrome 4 protein-like. The transcript is spliced from 16 exons. Gene Ontology annotation, biological process: protein localization to cilium; cilium assembly. Bases 855 to 2261 code for a protein of 468 amino acids. NCBI's taxonomy places the organism in Eukaryota, Metazoa, Porifera, Calcarea, Leucosolenida, Sycettidae. Gene Ontology annotation, cellular component: ciliary basal body. The record is from RefSeq and is a predicted model, not a curated record. Gene Ontology annotation, molecular function: protein binding.